AGCGUCGCUCUCACCGCAUUCAAAAUUUCAUCCAAUUUCACCUUCGCCGUAUCGCACCAUGUUUCGCUCUUCAAGUUGGCUUUCCAAUUCGACUGCAACUGCUUCUGAGAAUAGCUACAGAGCCCCCAGUUGUUGUGGCGGCAGUCGGGAUCGCACCCCAUCCGAGGUCAUGGCUCGCAAAUCUCGUACUGUUAGCUGGGCCAGUGAUUUGGAUACGGUCAUCAAGUGCCCUGGUGGCGAUCCUCCACUUUUUGAAGGUUUGUUGUGGAAGGAGAGCUUGCAUUUGAAGCGUUGGAGCUUGCGCUGGUGUGUUAUACCAGCGGAUAAGGCGGCCAUCCUUUGUUACGUUCGGAAGGGCGAUCGGAACCCUUCUGAGAUACUUGAGCUCAAUAGAAAUAUGAAGGUAACAGUAUUUGCAGAUGGUAAAAGCUGGGCGGUUGAGGUUGGCAAACGUGCACUGUGUUUUGAUCUACAGUGUAACACGCCCGGUGGUUGUCAUCAUGUCUCAACUUUUAUGCGCGCUGUUGGAGCGGCAAUUGGUGAUAAUGAGAUUGGGGUAGACUAUAACAUUGACGUCGACUAUCUUUAUAAGACUAGAUCAACAAGUCUUCACAAGCUGCCUAAGAAGCCGUCUCUUGUCCAUCGUUGUGAAUGCCCUCGUUAUUUUUGUUGAACGAGGCGUUCUAUAUUAUCUAGUGGAGGAGAAGGAGGAGGAAGUGUGUGAACGAUACAUGUUCAUACAACAGAGGUCACUAUUGUUGAUGCUUGUAUUCAUGUCGCUCUCGUCUGUUUUUGGUAGCCUUAUUAAUGGUAUGAAAGAGUAUACUACUUUGGUACACUAGCAAGCUGUCUCUACAUGUGUUACCAUCCAGUUUAGUAGUAUGUAUCAUUCUUCAUCACACUCAUCAUAGCAGUGGUGAUCAAUAUAUUCAGUGCAGCUAUC
Molecule: messenger RNA, 943 nt
Organism: Perkinsus marinus ATCC 50983
Lineage: Eukaryota; Perkinsozoa; Perkinsida; Perkinsidae
Exons: 5
Coding region: 59-673 (204 amino acids)
Source: RefSeq, a predicted model, not a curated record